AUGGACUGUGGAAGCGCGGGAACAGCUGCGGGUAUCGACCCCAAAAUCCUAGAUAAUUGGCAAACAGACGGCGCAUUUUCCGUCGCGUCGUGGGAACAUAUUACAUACGAUCAAUCGCCCGAGUGGGACACCUCUCAGGAUUCCAGCCAGUGUGCCGAUGUCGCGGACCUGGGCGCUUUCCACGACCCUCUAACGGGCUCUUUGCUGGAUCGAUCUAGCGAUCGGCAGAACAGGAAACGCGAUGUAAUUUCUGAGAAUUUCAACUACGCCGAUGGCGGCGUCGAGGGCACUGGUAGCGGUACCAUUAGCCCUCGCACGAUCCCGUCUUCCUCUGACGAUAACUUUCAUGGCGACGAAGCCUGGCCGCAAUUUCAGCUGUACAACUCCGUCGCGGCCGGCAUGUCUCUGGAAGCGCCGAUGCUCUACCCUUACGGCAAAGCACCUGCCAACUCGACCGGUGCUGUUAUCGUGGAGGAUGCCGGGGACAUGCCACAGGGUCAAGGAUUUCCGGAUGCUCCGGGAGAGGCUAUCAUGUUCCAGCAGGUACAGCCAUCGUUUCCGAUGAUGGACCAGUGGCAUGACUAUCCAAACGGCCUCCCUAUGACGAAUAUUCCGGCGCAUGGACCUGUUCCGCUGGCCAUGCACUCGCAAAACGACGCGAAGGAUCCUUCUAUGCGUGAAUUCCAACCCCCGGCUCGGCCACUCGAAUCUCGUUGGCUUAACAACCUAGAGUCACGGCUACCUGCCUCGCAGAUGCCCUCCGCAUCUGCCAUCGCGGCUCAAGUGGCUCAGAAGAACGGUCAAAAUGGACACGACGGCUUUCACCACUUCAAAUCUGAAAGUUCGUCUGUCUCGGGCGACAUGUCUGGAAUCUACGAAUGCUCGUACUCUGCUACGAGCGAAGAGGUGCCAAACUUUGCAGAGCGCCAGUUGGAUGAUGAUUCUCACUGGAAAAUAUCUAGGCCCGACGGUGGCUCUCCUGGGGAGACAUCGGGUUCCAAGACCACCGCGUUCAUGGUCAGCGAGACCCCGUCAGAGUCUCUAAUUAGCACAAUUCCGUCGAGAUCGAGAGCCUCUUCGUCCGCUGGGCGCAACUCAGGCCGUCCUAUGGCUCUUGCGAUGCAGUCUGUGGCUACUGUGCGAAAGCGCAAGAACCGCAGCGCGCAAGGCUCUAUGGAUCAGGGUCAAGCCAAGCCUUUGCAGAUUGUCCAGGAAGAUGGACAGGGUGGUUCGAUCGCCUCCGCAGACUUUGUCUCCCCCCUCGCGGCGCUCGUCGCAAGGGCCCGCUCAGCAUGGUUGGAAGAGCCAAUGCCGUGCGAUGGAACCUCGCCAUGUGAUGCUUGUCGUCCAACCCUCCACGAGCAGCCGUGUGCUCGGGCUUGCUUCUCCAGCAUUGUUGAAUUUGGCACAUGCAAUUACAUCUCUCAACGAGCUGCAAACCACCCAACAAUCGAUGGCAGUGGCAGAGUUCGAAUGGUCAUCCCAUCUGAAUUCGAUCUAAAUCAACUAUUGUCUGUCCUCUCUGAGCGGCAAGGCCGGUUCAACAUCCGCGCCAGCCAGGCCUGGGGUUCUCUGUAUGUGCUCGACCUUGGCGAGACCUACAAGUUCUUGAAGAGCUUGAGCGAUUACAACGGCAACAACAAGUCAACCUUCCUGGAAUUCAUUGACCGUCGCAUUGUGGAAUCCAAAGACAAGUCGAAGAAUUGGUUGACUUGUGUCAAGGACUGCGACCCCAUGAACCAAGCAUACACCCUCCUAUCCCAGUGGAACAACAUGCCCAGUCGCGCACAGUACUCUAUCGUGCCCCUCGACUCCAAUGGCCAGGAACGUCCUAUGGACAUCGGCGACCCAGAAGACCGCCGCGACAUCCUUCUCGCAGCCCAGCUCUCCCGCAUUGUCUGCCGCAUGAUGGAAGUCGAAGGCUUCCGCAAACUAGAGCGCGACUUCUACAACAUCAAAUGGAAGCAGAUCUCCCACGAGACACACAUUCGCUUCCUCAACGAGCUAGGCCACAUCCUCCUCUCCCUCCGCUGGCGCGUCUCGUGGUGGAAGAUGCUCGGCGAUGGAGGCCACAACCCGGACCCGAGCCAACAGCACUACAUUGACCGGGUUGAGCUGCUCUGCCGCAUCCUCUACGUCUACUACACCUGCGUCCUCGCCAAGCUGCCCUCAUGGUCAACCAGCGAUGUACCAAAGGGUACCUGGUCCUCCUACCCAGACUCAGACAACCCGGUCUGGGAUGACUUCCCCUCCGACGCAUCAGACGCAGGCUUCCAGACCUGGAUGACGCACGGCAGGGACCUAAUCGAGCAAGCCGGUGUUCCGGGCCGCAUCUCGAAGAGGUAG
Messenger RNA from Penicillium atrosanguineum, 2346 nucleotides. RefSeq lists its product as uncharacterized. Bases 1 to 2346 code for a protein of 781 amino acids. The record is from RefSeq and is a predicted model, not a curated record. Lineage: Eukaryota; Fungi; Ascomycota; Eurotiomycetes; Eurotiales; Aspergillaceae. The transcript has 4 exons.